GACAGGCUCGUGGAAUGGUGUUUCAACUUGCCUGUGACUUUAAAUCUUUCUGCUCUGUGAGAGGGUUCAACAUGCACCGUUUUAUUGGUCGGUAGGAAUCCUGUGCACACUCCGGAUUGGUUCCCUUUAUUUGUUCCUUCCCCUUUUUUUCCUGAAUGUAUCAUUCAGAUCAUGAGACUUCUGGUUUGCAUAACUAGACCGCAAACCAGAGUGUUUCUCCAAUUUUAGACUAGAGAUGAGGUCCUUCCCUCCGGAGCUGCUGCUGCUGCUCCCCGUCCUGCUCAGCCUCGUCUCUGGACUGCAGUCUUCCUCCUUUUCCCAGGUCCCUUUCCUCAGCGUGUGGAAUGCUCCCACCGCCAGCUGCCUCUCCCGGUUCGACGUGGACCUCGACCUGGGGACGUUCAGCAUUGUCCAGAACCAGAACCAAACCUUCAUGGGCGACAACAUCACCAUCUUUUAUGCUGAGAAGCUGGGUCUGUAUCCCAGCUACAGCGGCCAGGGCGAGGCGCUGAACGGCGGGGUGCCUCAGAACAGCAGUCUGGAGGAGCACCUGCGAGCCGCCCGCCAAGACAUCCGCACCGACAUCCCUGACAGGGAGUUCCAGGGCCUGGCGGUGGUGGACUGGGAGAGCUGGCGGCCCAUGUGGGAGAGAAACUGGGACAGCAAGCACAUUUACUGGGAGGGGUCCCGAUCGCUGGUGAGGUCCAGGCAUCCAGACUGGAGCCCUGCGCAGGUGGAGGCCGCCGCUCGAGGGGAGUUCGAGGAAGCUGCCAGGAAAUUCAUGGAGGAAACUGUGAGGCUGGGCCGGGAGGAAAGGCCCGGUGGUCUGUGGGGUUUUUACGGAUUUCCAAGCUGCUACAACUACUACAACGGCACCAACUACACGGGGGAGUGUCCGGCCGUGGAGAUGAAGAGGAACGACGAGCUGCUGUGGCUGUGGAACGUCUCGUCGGCUCUCUACCCCGACAUCUACCUCGGCCUGUCGCAGCGAGGCCUCCACAGAGAGGUGCUGCUUUACACUCACCACCGCAUCCUGGAGGCCAUGAGAGCCGGCGCUCAGGCCACGCCCUCGCCUCCACCCGUCUACCCUUACAGCCGCAUCGUCUACACCUACACCUUAGAUUUCCUCUCUCAGGAACACCUGGUGUACACCAUCGGAGAGAGCGCAGCUUUAGGUGCAGGAGGUGUGGUGCUGUGGGGCGACAACAGCUUUUCAAGAUCCAAGGCCGCGUGUGAAGCAGUGAAGUCCUACAUCGACGCCACUCUGGGCUCCUACCUGGUCAACGUGACGUCGGCUGCGGUUCUCUGCAGUCGGACCUUGUGUUCCUCCCGGGGACGGUGCCAGAGGAGGGACCCCGGCUCCGGGGCCUACCUGCACCUCCACCCCGCCCUGUGGAAGGUGGUGUCUGAGAGAGGAGCCGGGGGAAGGAGGAACUACACCGUGUUGGGACGGAUGCAGACGCAGCAGGUGGAGCUCCUCAGGUCGGAGUUCCGGUGUAAGUGUUACCCCGGGUGGGGCGGGAAGAGCUGCUCCGAGCCCACUCACACUUGAGACUUCCAUGGUGAAGUCUUUGGAGGAGGAAACAAGCCAUUCAUGUGCUGCCUCAUCAGAGGAACUUUUUAAAAACUGUGUUCUCCUAAAAGGCUGAAAUUAUUUGAUGUUUAACAACCAGCCACCAGCUCACAACACAUGGACACGUUUCUGCUUGACAGUAAAAUGCUUUAAUGACAAACGAGCUGUUUCAUUGGCUAAACAUGCCAAAUCUGUUACACAGUGGAUUAUAGCUAUUUUAACCCUUCAAGGGGCAUUCAUUGAAAUACCACAUUCCACAGCGGUAUUUAGGAUCAUUUUAAUCCUUUGAAAUAAGUGAACACUUAAUAGCAAUUUACACAUGGCAGAAUAAGCAUUACACUGAUCCAAACCCAACAGAUCUCUGUAUUUCUUGAAAAAUGUCUCUAAAACAAAAACAAUGUACAGUUGACUUCUGUAAAAGAUGAACUGCACACUAUUAAAAGCUGCUGUGCCUUUAUAUCUACAGUGUUUUGGGAAUGCUGUGACAAAGUGAAACCCAGCUACCUUCCAUAUCAUAUUUUACCUACAAGCAAGAAGCACUCUAAAGAUGUCUUCCUGAAAAUUCAUACUCAUUUUUUGUGCUUUUGUGCAUGAUGCUUCUCUCAUAUGGUUUUUCAUGUUUUUUUAAAAUGAAAUAUGAAGUUGAUUUGAUCAAUCUUGUGAACUAGCUGAAAGAUCCCGGUCGUCCGGUGCUGCUUCCUGUGUGAGCAGUAGUUUUUUUUCUACCAAGCAAGUAUUUGAGAUCAAUGCAUUGAUACUGUACAUCGCCUGUGCGUGCGUGUGCGUGUCACCUUUAACCUGACUUUUACGUGCACAUUCAGCACGGUGUGGAAGCCGUCAAGGCUCCAACAGAAAGUGUUAAUGGCUGCUGGUUUGGGUUUCAGAUGCCCUGCAUGUUUAAGAUGUUUUCCUACUUCAUCAUAGCUGAUGGGAAUGGUUGUCAGAUUAACAGGCUCUACAAAGGCCUGUGAAUGUCAGGCUGAUUUCAACAUUAAAACAUCAAAGAGGACUUUACUUUAAUAAAACAAAAAAAAAAAUAUUUUUUGAUUUGAAGAUUUGAGGCUUUUCUUUGAUGCUCACUAAUGUACGGGUACUAACAUUUUUACAUUUUCGAUCUGAGAGGUUCCUUAAAUAAAACAUGACAAAUGACACAAAUCUGGUAAAUAGGGUUAUCUUUUAAGCUUUUCUUUGUGUGGAGAACUAUUGACAGACGAAUUAUAAAAAACUGGAAAAAUGGGAGA
Molecule: messenger RNA, 2814 nt
Organism: Salarias fasciatus (jewelled blenny)
Lineage: Eukaryota; Metazoa; Chordata; Actinopteri; Blenniiformes; Blenniidae
Gene: hyal1
Product: hyaluronidase 1
Exons: 4
Coding region: 236-1552 (438 amino acids)
Biological process (GO): carbohydrate metabolic process; hyaluronan catabolic process
Cellular component (GO): cytoplasmic vesicle
Molecular function (GO): hyalurononglucosaminidase activity
Source: RefSeq, a predicted model, not a curated record